AUGAACACCCUCUUCAACACCGCUCUCAAGCAGUCCACCUCUCUCAAACGCGACCUCUCUGCGCCAUCAGGCACACCACUCACACCCUCACUGCUCGGCCAAAUCUCCGCGUCUCUAACCUCCUUCUCCCGAACCCUCGAUUCCUACGCGGACCUCGCAAAAACCGAACUCAACCCCGCUAAGAAAGAGAAAGCCCAGGAUCGAAUAUCAUCGUUUCGAGCCGAGCUCCAGUCUUUUCGCGAGCAACUUAAAGAACUAAAAGCCCAAAACGAAGAUGUUCAAACAAGCGUCAACCGGCAAGAGUUAUUAGGGAGGAGGCCCCAUCACACUGCUACGCCGGACAACCCGUAUUCCAACGCGUCAAUAGCGUCAGCCCCGUCCGCCCAUUCGCCAUGGGCACCUAAAGAAGGCUCAGGGAGUUCGGGCCUUGGAAUGAACAGUGGCGAUUACAACCGAGAACAGCAUGCCAUGAGAGAGCAGAAUUUCUUUGCAAAUACGAACAAUGCUUUGGAUGAAUACCUGGCUCGUGGACAGGCUGUGUUGGGAGACCUGGGCCAGCAACGGGAGAUUUUGAAGGGCACACAGAAGCGGCUAUACAGUGUAGCAAAUACACUUGGUGUCAGUGGAGAUACCAUACGCAUGAUUGAGCGAAGGGCAAAGCAGGAUAAAUGGAUCUUCUGGGCGGGGGUGCUGAUUUUCUUCGGAUUUUGUUGGUUGGUGUUGCAUUACUUGCGAUAG
Molecule: messenger RNA, 738 nt
Organism: Venustampulla echinocandica
Lineage: Eukaryota; Fungi; Ascomycota; Leotiomycetes; Helotiales; Pleuroascaceae
Product: Protein transport protein BOS1
Exons: 2
Coding region: 1-738 (245 amino acids)
Biological process (GO): endoplasmic reticulum to Golgi vesicle-mediated transport; vesicle fusion
Cellular component (GO): ER to Golgi transport vesicle membrane; SNARE complex; Golgi apparatus
Molecular function (GO): SNAP receptor activity; SNARE binding
Source: RefSeq, a predicted model, not a curated record